Penicillium angulare is the source of this 1134-nucleotide messenger RNA. RefSeq lists its product as uncharacterized. The record is from RefSeq and is a predicted model, not a curated record. Lineage: Eukaryota; Fungi; Ascomycota; Eurotiomycetes; Eurotiales; Aspergillaceae. The coding region runs from base 1 to 1134 and encodes 377 amino acids. The transcript has 2 exons. Gene Ontology annotation, molecular function: chitin binding.
AUGCAAUCUUUUAUAACUUUCGGCAGCCUACUUGUCGCAACUGCUGCUUCCUACUUUCCGGGCGGUUCCCUCUUCCCGUAUAACAAGCCUAUUGACAAGCGCACCGCACCGGCGGAAGGGAGCGAUGGGAUAUGUUACAGUUAUGUCCUUGCAGCAUCAGAUACUUGCUCCAGCCUUGCUGCAGCAUAUGACAUUACAGAGGCAAAUAUUGAGAGCUACAAUACAAACACGUGGGACUGGUAUGGUUGCAGCGACUUGUACCAGGGUGCAUUUAUCUGCUUAAGCCCUGGUGCUCCUCCUAUGCCGGUUGCACUUCCCCAAGCUACAUGUGGUCCUCAGGUGCCCGGUACAACGCGCCCGAGCGAUAUGUCUAAUCUAGCUUCUCUUAACCCUUGCCCAUCUAAUGAAUGCUGUUCAACUUGGGGUCACUGCGGCACAAUUUCUGGUUUCUGUGACACUGCUAAUUGUAUAUGGAACUGUGGAGUGAAAUCUGCUAGUAGCGCAGAUAGUUCAACAAAUAAAGCAUCCAGUACCAGCACAACCAAAAAGGAAAGCUCCACUUUAACCAGCACUACAAGCUCAACAAGUACAACCAAGAAGUCGACCAGUACAACCAAGAAGUCGACCAGUACAACCAAGAAGUCGACCAGUACAACUUCUUCGGAAACAUCGACGAAAAACUCAGAUACCACGACCUCGGCGUCGACAAAAACUGUGACAUCCACUUCAUCGGCUGCCCCUUCUACCGAGACCUGGCAGAUCGUAAUUUACGCAGAAAGCAAAUGCGAAGCGGUUGACGAGGGCUACUAUGUUGUAGUUGGAUUUAACUCCAUGGGAGGUGAAUGCCUUCGGCUUGCUGGAGGAGAUAUUGCUACCUAUAGUGAUGGCCCUGACCCGUAUUGUCGCUGGUACCCUGAUGCCGGCAAGGAACCUUUCACAAGCUGUGCAUCGGCCACGCUCACCAAGCCCAAGUCAUAUUAUAUCUAUUCUGGAGAUUGUGUUGUUUAUUCUGAUGCAGACUGCAAGGAUGAGUCGGGCUCGAUAUAUAACCCUGAUCUCGGCUGCCAGCGACCCGGUUUUAGGGCAUGGAGUCCCCAGUCGACGUUUGGGUCUAUGAUUUGUUCGUACCUUUGA